Molecule: messenger RNA, 738 nt
Organism: Triticum dicoccoides
Lineage: Eukaryota; Viridiplantae; Streptophyta; Magnoliopsida; Poales; Poaceae
Product: glycine-rich cell wall structural protein 1.0-like
Exons: 1
Coding region: 30-662 (210 amino acids)
Source: RefSeq, a predicted model, not a curated record
ACUGUGCCGUUCAUCCUUGCAGCUCCUCCAUGGCCGCUCCCACCUCCUGCCGCCGUCUGGCCGUCUCAGCUAUAGUGCUGCUGUGCGUUUCACUUCUCCAGCUUGCCCAAGCAAGGCUCCUACGGGAGGAUAAAACCACACUGGAUGACAGCAAGUCGUUCUCCAUCAAAGGUGGCAGCGGGGAGGGUGGCGGCCGGGGCUUCGGUAUCAGCAUAGGCCAUGGCGGGCACGACGUGUCCAUCGCUGUCGGCGGUGGGCUUGGAGGCGGAGCUGGCACUACCCGUGGUGGCGGUGCAAGUGCCGGCGGUGGCGCGGGUGGAGGCGUUGGCAUUGACGUGGGGCGUGGUGGUAUCGAUGUGGGGAUCGGCGGAGGUGGGGGUGGGGCCGGUGGCGCCGGCGGUGUGCAUGCAGGGGCUGGAGCUGGAGGUGGUGUCGGUGUCGGUGUUCACAUCGGGCGUGGUGGGGUGAGUGUGAGCAACGGAGGAGGCGGUGGUGUUGGAGGUGGAAGUGGGGGUAGUGGCGGUGGCAACUCCGGUGGUGGUAGUGGCGUUGGCCGUGCUGGUAAUGCAAUGGGCGGUGGCGGAGGGUCUGGUAGCGCAAAUGGUUCUACCGGAAGCGGAGAGGGUAGUGGAGUUGGGUCGGCCAGUGGAGGUACCGCUUAAGACGGAGCAAUGGAUAUGGCAUGGAAAUUGUUGAUGAACUAAUAUCUCAGAGAGAGAUGUUGUAUGUGUAAGGAGA